AUGCUUCGAGUGGAUUCAUUCGAAAACAUUUUUAUAAACAAUCCUGAAUUGAUGAAACUGUAUGAAUUGAGUUUUCAUGGAUGUUUGUUUUUAUUGAAGCCCCUUCCGUCCACUCGAGUGCCUGCAACGGGUAUCGAUGAUCGUUUCCAGCGACUCAAAUUAGUUGAUCGAAUUACGGGUAAAGACGGUUUUGCGGACGAAUUUGAAAAGUUGCAACAGCAAGAGCAGCCACAAUUUAUGAGUUUACGCGAGGGAAGAAAAACCGAGAAUGUUGCUAAGAAUCGAUACAAGAAUAUAAUACCAUACGAUCAUACACGAAUCAUUCUGAAAUGCAGUCACGAUUCCCAAUUGCACCAGCAACAACAGAAUUGUGAUGAUUAUAUCAAUGCGAACCGUAUUGAG
This is a messenger RNA of Anisakis simplex (herring worm), 402 nucleotides long. The record is from the annotation of a GenBank genome assembly. NCBI's taxonomy places the organism in Eukaryota, Metazoa, Nematoda, Chromadorea, Rhabditida, Anisakidae.